AUGAAAAGACACGUGGGAAGAUGGCGCUUGUAUCUGCGAGCAGGGUGUUGCGGAGACAGCAAGCAGCCCUAGGCUGUGUUUCAUGGUCAGUGUGGGUCCACAGACAGGAGCUGGAUGGCCAGCACCGUUUCCAGCAUACUUUUCCCUCCAACUACAUCCCAAGGCGGGCCGUCCUGUACGUUCCUGGAAAUGAUGAAAGAAAACUGCGCAAGCUGGCCUCUUUAAACGUGGACUGCGCGGUGCUCGACUGUGAAGACGGUGUGGCGCUGAGCAAAAAGGCAGAAGCAAGAACCACAAUCCCGAAAAUGCUGGAGGCGCUGAAUCUGGGCCGCACAGAAAAAUGUGUUCGGGUCAACUCUGUGUCCAGCGGUCUUGCAGAACUGGACCUGGAGGCAGUGCUGCAGUCAAAGGUAUUGCCUCCAGCUCUGAUGCUUCCCAAGGUUGAGAACACUGAAGAGGUCAAAUGGUUUGCAGAGAAAUGCGCACACUUUUUGAAAGGAAGGACCCUGACAGAACCCUUGAGGUUAAUCACAUUUGUAGAAACUGCAAUGGGAUUGCUCAAUUUUAAGACUGUUUGUGAAGAAAUUCAACAGCUUGGACCACAAACUGGCCUUCGUCAUGAUGGGGUUGUGUUUGGAUCUGAUGAUUUCUGUGCCAGCAUAGGUGCAUCAAGAACCAAAGAAGCUCAUGAGCUGCUGUAUGCUAGACAAAAAGUUGUUGUCAUAGCUAAAGCCUUUGGCCUCCAAGCCAUAGACCUUGUUUACAUCGACUACCAGGAUGAGGAGGGUCUUCGCAGGCAGUCAAGGGAGGGCGCCCUCAUGGGUUUUACAGGUAAACAGGUUAUUCAUCCCAACCAAAUCAAGAUUGUUCAAGAAGAAUAUUUCCCAAGCCCAGAGAAGGUGAAAUGGGCACAAGAUCUGAUCUCUGCUUUUGAUGAACAUCAGAAAUUAGGAAAGGGUGCUUUCAGUUUUCAUGGAAGUAUGAUCGACAUGCCUUCACUAAAGCAGGCGCAAAACAUUGUUACCCUCGCCGCAGCAAUCCAAGACAAAUGAUCUGGCAGAAGAUCAUCCAAAAUAUACUGUAAACUCCAAUAUAUUUGCAUAGGUAAAAUGAAUAAAAGUUUUAAAAAGAGAUUGUUUUGAAAAACAAAAUGCUUCAGUGGAUUUGUACUAAUCAAGUUCUGAAAAGAAAGCCCAUUGCUUCUGUGUGUGUAUCAAUGUUGCAGUUCCAGUAAUCUGGACCUUUUAUCACACAUGGAAUCGCAAAAGAAGUAAACGCAGGGUUUUAAUUGUAAUUUUAGUUUUUACAUAUAAAUGAGCAGCCUAACGUUUUUCCCCCAGACCCUCUGUUUAAGAGUAUGCAUCUCGCCACUGGUAGGUCAGAUGUGUGGGUCCACAGUUCCAGAGGUCCAGUCAGCUUGGAGUAAGGGUAAAUAAACAUACAGCCAGCCGUUGUUCUGCUGUUCAGCUGGUGCUCCUACACCAAAGGGCUAAAGGGUUUUUGAGCUGCGCUGGAUCAAAGUUGUGGUUGCCAGAGAACUUCAAUGAGUUUUCUUAAACCAACAAUCUGAGAUUUUGUUUCAGCCCCUCGGUAAAUCACAGCCCUUUGUGUGCUUACUAUGGGCCACUGUUCUUGGUGAAAUGGGAAUGAAUACUUUUAAACUGGGCAUCAACCCUCCCAUGACCUGCACAGCAGCAAUGCUACUACACUUACACAAACACCACAGGGAAGGCUGUUUUGGUUAUUUUCAGUAUGUAAAUAUACAGCAAUUCACAAAGUUUUUUUUUUUUUUUUUGGUUUGUUUUAUGCCCUGUUGCCCGCCUUUUGAAUAUGUUAAAAAGGAUAUACAUAUAUGCUCCUGUAAAAUAUCAUCAAGUAUUGCAUUGCAUCACAGUCAAGUUACAUUUCCAGUUACUGUUGUAAGAAAUGUAAAUGAGUUACCAUUCAAAUAUAAAACCAGAGCUAACAACAUCAAGGACAUCAACUUGCUGUUGAACAAAUAACGCCUUGUUUGAAGGUUUGAUAAUAAAGUGAUAUUUUUAUGA
Messenger RNA from Polyodon spathula (Mississippi paddlefish), 2045 nucleotides. RefSeq names its product citrate lyase beta like (gene clybl). Bases 21 to 1052 code for a protein of 343 amino acids. Gene Ontology annotation, molecular function: (S)-citramalyl-CoA lyase activity. The transcript has 8 exons. Lineage: Eukaryota; Metazoa; Chordata; Actinopteri; Acipenseriformes; Polyodontidae. The record is from RefSeq and is a predicted model, not a curated record. Gene Ontology annotation, biological process: regulation of cobalamin catabolic process.